UAGUAGCCAGUUGCUAUCGAAGUGGUGGAGUGUCGAAUCGAGUGCAGUUUGAAUUUGAUGAAGCUCGGCUUCCAAGGCACAGUGAUGUAAAAAGUUUGCGAGGUUCAUAGUCAUUCCAACUUGAUUCGAACACCAAGUGAUGGUGGCAAGGUAAACCUGCGCGAAACGCGAACUCCACAGCUUUCAGUUUCCAAUUUUUCAGCCCAGUCAAUCCGUCACUCACCGCCGUCGCAACCGCUUGCAAAUUUCGAAUCGUGCUCUUGUACUUUACGACAGUUAUGAAACGCACACCGUAUGGUAGGUGUUAAUGAUAUGCUACUGAUCGGAAAUCGAUUUGGGAUUAUCAAACCAUCCAACAAUGAGAUAUUUAGAUCAAGAUACUUUUUGAAUCUUUGUAUCUUAGACGUCGGUGCUUGCUAAGUGUAAAGUUUAACAAUGAAAACUACGAAUCGUCGGUAGAGUGUUGUGAACGUGAUCCUUUUUCAUGGACUGUCCUGUACGUAACUUCAAUGUUGAUAGAUAGAUGUAUCUGUUGAGUUAAAGUUUCGAAAUAUACGGUUUAAUCUAAUUCGUCGAUAUUGUGAUAUAAAAUCCGCUGUGCAAUAGCAGAUAAAAAAAUUUUUGUGAUUAGUAGUAGUUUUAGCUAGUUCAACUUUCAUCUGUGAAUUUUAACCAUUUAAAUAUUGGAGACACGCAAAAAUGACUGGCCAUAGCCUGAAAAUCGACGAAAAACCGGCACCCAUUAAAUAUCCAAAGGCGGUGGGAUUCAUUAUUAGCAAUGAAUUCUGUGAACGAUUCAAUUACUAUGGAAUGCGAACGAUUCUCGUCCUUUAUCUGACGCGAAAGCUCAGUUACGAUGACGAUACAGCAACUGUCCUUUAUCAUGUUUUUACGAGUCUAGUCUAUUUCUUCCCACUUAUUGGAGCAAUUGUAGCAGACAGCUGGCUGGGCCGGUUUCGAACUAUCUUCUAUCUGUCGGUGGUGUAUUGCAUAGGAACUGUCAUCAUCUCUAUAGGAGCGAUACCGCCACUAAAUUUACCAGUGAAUCUUGUGACAAUUCUUGGUCUCGUACUUAUAGCUGUCGGGACAGGCGGUAUUAAGCCAUGCGUUUCGGCAUUCGGGGGCGACCAGUUCAAAAUCCCAGAACAAGUAAAGCAGCUCGCAACGUUUUUCUCGCUUUUUUACUUCGCAAUCAAUGCUGGAUCCUUGAUUUCGACCUCAAUCACACCAAUCCUACGUGAGGACGUCCACUGCUUCGCAGAGAAUGACUGUUUUUCACUGGCUUUUGGAAUACCCGCUGUCCUCAUGGUUCUGUCAAUCAUCAUCUUCAUGCUGGGAAAAUCGAUGUACAUUAUUAAAAAGCCGGCCGGGAACAUGAUAGUGUCAGUCUGGCAAUGUAUAACCGAGGCACUGAGAAAACGAUCCCAGGAAAAACGCAUUGCACCUCGGGAACAUUGGCUGGAUUACGCUGAACACCGAUAUGGAAGGAAGCUAGUCGAUGACACAAAGGACUUGCUGAAAAUUUUAGUUUUAUAUUUGCCACUGCCAGUAUUUUGGGCCCUGUUUGAUCAGCAAGGCUCGAGAUGGACCUUUCAGGCCACGCGUAUGGUAGGCGACAUCGGAGGCUAUCAAAUCAAACCCGAUCAAAUGCAGGUUGUGAAUCCUCUAUUAAUUUUAGCUUUCAUCCCGGUAUUCGACUACGGGAUAUAUCCAAUGCUGGAGAAAAUUGGAAUCAAACGGCCUUUGCAGAAGCUAACUUUAGGUGGUCUCCUUGCUGCUUUAGCAUUCAUUCUGUCUGGAAUAGUUGAGCUCAACUUGGAGAGGACAUACCCACUGCUACCUGGACACAACGAGGGUCAGUUGAGGAUAUUCAAUGUGAUGCCAUGUUCCUACACUUUCAAUACAAGCUUGCCAGACUAUACAAACUUCACUGUGGACAAAAUGACUACUUUUACCGAGAAACAUUUUGUUUUGAACCAAACUGAGUCCUUCGACUAUGAAGCGUAUUCCGACAAUCCUGAACUCUGCUCAAACUUACAAGGCCAAAUCAACCUCAAACCUGAGACUGCUAUGAGUUACUUCGUUACCCGCAACAACGAUAAGGCCAGUGUUGAAGAAUAUCGUGAUUCACCUGAGAAACCGAAGAAGAUUUAUCCAAUUGUACGAGUUUUGGCGACGUUGAGUGAAUAUGCGCCCCUUCAGCUCAAAGGUUUGCAGAACGACGUCACUUUGAAUACUAGUUCCACCCAACUUGUGGAAGUAGCGGCUGAUACCUAUGAGCUGUAUAUGCACGGAAAGAAGGUACACAAAAUAACGUUCGAAUUAGGAGGGGUUUACGUUUUGAUGGUUGAAGGCGAUAAGACAAACGGAUAUUCUUUCAGCCAUUACGUCCUGACUGAACCCAAUUCAAUCCACAUGCUUUGGCAACUACCUCAGUACAUUGUGAUAACCGCGGGAGAAGUUAUGUUCUCGGUAACAGGAUUGGAGUUCUCAUUCACCCAGGCUCCUGCCAGUAUGAAGUCUGUCCUGCAAGCCUGCUGGCUCCUAACAGUUGCCAUUGGAAACCUUAUUGUCGUGGCGAUUGCUGAAUUCCGAAUGAUUGACUCCCAGUCCACUGAAUUCUUCCUGUUUGCUGUCCUUAUGAUAAUCGACAUGGGAAUCUUCAUCCUUUUGGCCAUGCGAUACAAAUACUCUCAGCCUCGAGAUGACUAUGAUACUACGGACUUGACCUCUCAAAUCGCUGACUCGAAGAGCUCCAGGGCUGAUCGAUUCGACAAAGUUGAGGCUCAAACUAGUUCGACUACGACCAACGGCCAUGCCAAUCCAGCUUACGAGAAGGAUUAGAAAAAAUUGUGAUUUGUGAUAGAAGCGGAUAUCUAAUGUAAAGUUGAUAUUUUAUUGUGAACGGCACAUUCCUUUGAAAAUUUGAUUGAGGAAUUUCGAGUACCUUUGAUCGAUUUUAUUUUGUAAAUAUUAACCGUACGUGUACAAUAGGUUUUUUACUUUUAAGGACUGAAAUUUAGUAAUAUAUUUUUUUAAUAUUUAAUAUUGUUAUAUUUAAUUGAAGGCAAUAAAAAUAUUGAAUGUGA
Messenger RNA from Hermetia illucens (black soldier fly), 3089 nucleotides. Its product is annotated as peptide transporter family 1-like. Gene Ontology annotation, molecular function: dipeptide transmembrane transporter activity. The transcript has 6 exons. Bases 700 to 2844 code for a protein of 714 amino acids. The record is from RefSeq and is a predicted model, not a curated record. Lineage: Eukaryota; Metazoa; Arthropoda; Insecta; Diptera; Stratiomyidae. Gene Ontology annotation, cellular component: membrane. Gene Ontology annotation, biological process: transmembrane transport; oligopeptide transport.